Messenger RNA from Rhododendron vialii, 2617 nucleotides. Its product is annotated as probable receptor-like protein kinase At5g18500. Gene Ontology annotation, biological process: protein autophosphorylation. The transcript has a single exon. The record is from RefSeq and is a predicted model, not a curated record. Gene Ontology annotation, molecular function: ATP binding; transmembrane receptor protein tyrosine kinase activity. Bases 99 to 2546 code for a protein of 815 amino acids. Lineage: Eukaryota; Viridiplantae; Streptophyta; Magnoliopsida; Ericales; Ericaceae. Gene Ontology annotation, cellular component: plasmodesma; plasma membrane.
UCUCCCUCUCUCUCCCCCUCGUCACCAGUGAGAUCAAUAUCUCCGAAUUCCCCAUUCUUAACAGUAGCUGCCAUUGUUCCAAAAAUAUUCUCCGGAACAUGUCAUCUCUAAAGAGCCAGAAUUUUGAAGAAGACCAAAUUAGUCAGCCAGUUGGGCUUGCCGCCAAUGUUACUGAGUUUUUUGACUUGUUACCCUCUCCAGAACAUGCUCUGUCCGGAGCCUCGUCCAAUCGGUUACCCAUUUCAAAGGAUCAGAACCAAAACACCGAUUUCUUGACACAAAUUAGUCAGCCAGUUAGGCUUGCCGCCAAUGUUACUGAGUUUUUUGACUUGUUACACUCUCCAGAACAUGCUCUGCCCGGAGCCUCGUCCAAUCGGUUACCCAUUUCAAAGAGUCAGAAUCCAAUCGACGGUGAUGUGAUUCAAUCGGAGGGCACUUGUCGUUGCUUUUCACUGGACGAGGUACUAAUAGCGACUAACAAUUUUGAUGAUGCAUUAGUUAUCGGGAUCGGGGGAUUCGGUAAGGUAUAUAAGGGGUUCAUCGACGAUGGUGCUACGAUGGUUGCCAUAAAGAGGUUGAAUGCCCAGUCCAACCAAGGUGCUGAAGAAUUUUGGACAGAGGUAAAGUUGCUUUCAAAGUUCCAUCAUACUAAUCUCGUUUCACUCAUCGGCUAUGGCAACGAGAAUCAAGAGAUGAUUCUUGUUUACGAAUACAUAGCUCGUGGGACUCUUGCCAAUCAUCUUUACAAACCAAGUAGAGAAGUAUAUGGUAAAAGUAUAUCUCAUCUAACGUGGGCUCAAAGGCUCAACAUUUGCCUUGGUGCCGCACAAGCACUCGACUAUCUUCAUACUGGUACCAAACAACUUAUUAUACACCGAGAUGUGAAGAGCACAAACAUUUUGUUGGAUGAGAAUUGGGUAGCAAAGGUUUCUGAUUUCGGGAUAUGUAAAUGCAUUACAAGCCAAACAACAACCCAUGUUAGCACAAAAGUCAUAGCAACGCGAGGAUAUUGGGAUCCAGAAUAUUUAAUCACUGGUCGAGUAACCAGGAAAUCUGAUGUGUAUGCCUUUGGCGUGGUGUUGUUAGAAGUCUUGUGUGGUCGGCCACCGUUAGAUGAUAGACUCGGGGAGGAGCAAAACAGUCUAAUUCUUUGGGCAAAAAUGUACAUCGAAAAGGGAAUGCUUGACCGAAUCAUCGAUCCCUCUCUUAGUGGAGAAACAACACCACAUAGUCUUAAGUACUUCGCAAAACUUGCUACCAAUUGUUUACAUACUAAACCAGAGGAAAGGCCUACAAUGUCUGAAGUAGUGGAGAGCCUUGAGAUUGCAUUGGUGUCGCAUGAGCGUAAGGGAAGAUCGCCUGGAACUACUGCAAAGCCGUUUCAGGCGGGCAUAAAGCUUGUGCCUAAAGGUAUGAAUCGUUGGUUGAGAGCAGGGAAGGGCAACGAUUUAUAUGAUGGUGGAGGACCAAUUUUAGGCGACCUUACCCAAUCCGUAUACCGUCGUUUCUCUCUUGCUGAGAUUUGCGCUGCCACAAAUGAUUUCAAUGAGGGUCUUUUGAUUAGCCAAUACGGUUUCUUUAGCUUGUACGAGGGAUAUAUGGUGGGGGGAAAUCUUGAUGUUGCGAUCAAAAAGUUCAUAUCGGCGUCGAGACAAAGCUUGAAGGAAUAUAGUGCCGAGAUUAAGGUACAAUCUCUUAGCUGUCACACUAACAUAGUCUCUUUGAUAGGAUUUUGUAAUGAAAAACAGGAGUUGAUUCUCUUGUACAAUUACAUGCUAAAUGGGACAUUGAAAAGUCAUCUCCACGAUAGCGAUUACGAUCCACUUCUUUGGAAAAAGCGGCUUGAGAUUUGCAUCGACACCGCACGAGGUCUCGAUUACCUCCAUUCGAAUGUACAACAACAAUUCGUCCACUGUAACCUGAACCCGUCAAACGUACUUCUAGAUGAUAAAUGUGUUGCGGCAGUUGCCAAUUUUGAACAUUCCGUGCCAAUUCACCCUAGGAUGGCAACCGGGGGCGUGGAAACAAAUAUUAUUGACACGAUGAGAUAUUUUGGUACGAUGGGAUAUUUGGACCGUGAGUACGUGCACACCGGUAAAGUGACAAGGAAAACCGAUGUGUAUGCUUUCGGAGUUGUGUUGUUGGAAGUAUUGUGUGCCAAGACCCCUUGUUUUCGAGACCAAAACACGGAUGAGGUUUUGUUACUUGAUUGGUUCCGAUUUUGCAUCGAAAUAGGAACUAUCGAUGCCGUCAUUGAUCCAUACCUAAUCGGCAAAGUAGCUCCUGAAUGCCUGAGGCAUUAUGUCAAUAUAGCACUGAGUUGCCUGGUUAGCCCGGGGAUCCGACGCCCUUCUAUGAACGAUGUGUUGCACGGCCUUGAAUCUUCAUUGCAAAUGCAAGAGGCUUGGGAGAAUUCCGUCCAGAUGGCCGAUGUCCCCCAAACCUACAACGGCUUCAUCUCUGUCGAAAGCGUGUUCACAAUCGGCGGACAGAGCUAUCUUAUUUCAAAUUUGGUUCGUCCACCAGUUCAUUACUGGGAGUUGUAACACGUAUGUGCCAAAGUACUGUAUCUAGUUUAGUACAUAAAGAGAUCUGUAAUCUGUUAGUUUUCUUGUUU